ACAUUUUAUAAAAAGUUUUGUACGAUGAAGUUAUAGAAAACCUUUUUAUAAUCAAACUAGCAAAAAAACAUCUCUACUGUAAAAGAAAGCCAUAAACAGAGGAUAUUAAAUUAAAAAUUUACUUUUGUUUCUUAAAAUCGUUCCUACUUUUGCUAUAAAAAAGAAAUAUAAGUGUGGUUUCUGUAAAUAUUAUACAAAAAAUAGAAAAACGAAAAUUUAAAAGUGUGAUGUCACCAUCAUUAUAAAAUUCAGCCAAUGAGGAACACUCAUUAUAAAAUCAGCCAAAAUCAGCCAAAAUCAGCCAAUGAGGAAAAAGUUCUACACUUGAAGUUAGCUGCUUUGACAUCAGUAAGUAAUGUCGUCUCGAUUAUAUCCAAUCAAAAUAAAGGAUUUUGAAUUUUAUCCAAUCAAAAUAAAGGAAUAAAGGAUUUUGAAAAAAUAGCCAAUCAAGAAAAAGUUCUACACUUGAAGUUAGUCGAUACGCACCUCGUUUUUAAGAAAGGACUUCAGCCAAGGCCUACAGGUAUUUGAGGACAUUUCUACCAUUUCCAUCUGUUACAACUUUAAAGAAAAUUUUAAGAAAAGUAUCGAUGGAUACUGGAGUAACAGAAGAAACUAGGGCUCGAUUAAAAGUAGCUGGACACGCGGCAGUAUCUGCAAAAGAAAAGGCUGUGGUUGUAAUGUGGGAUGAAUUGCUGUUAGGUUUAGGUUUGCAGUACGAUGAAACUAAAGAUAAAAUUGUUGGGUUUGAAGAUUGGGGAAACACCCGCACAAAUAAAUUCGCUGACCAUGGACUCGUUUUUAUGUUGCGAUUUAUCGACAGCGGCGAUAUUCUUCCAAUAUCCUUCAAUUUUUGCGAAGGACAAACAACGAAAGGGCAACUAUCAUUCUGCAUUAAAGAAGUUAUAGGGGCUGUGAAGGAAGCAGGUUUCAACGUCGUUGCAACAAUAUGCGAUGGAGGAAGCAGCAAUCAAUCAGUAAUUGAUACUUUUUUGCAUGAUACUGAGAAACUAAAAGGAAGUGAAUAUAUUUUGAGGUGUAAGUUCAUUGUUUUGUUAAUUGAUAUAAGUUUUAAAAUGACUAGAAUAUAUUUAUGCAUUAUUUUUAUAGAUGGCUGCUUCAUUUUGUAUGACAUGGAAAUAAUUCCAUUAUUUGAUCCACCUCAUAUGAUAAAAUGUUCAAGGAAUAAUCUGAUUGACAAAGAUCUCGAAUUCAAUUUUGAUCCUAAAAAAGACCAUCGGAGAGGACAUUUGCUUCUUGGGAACAUAUCAUAGAUGUGUACGAAAUUGACGUGUAUGGAAUGCAAAAUCAAAGGUUUUUGCCAAAACUUACGGAUAGACAUAUAUAUCCUAAUAAGAUAAAGAAAAUGCGAGUAAAGAACGCAAUCCAGAUCUUAAGUCUCUCUGUUGCAAGCAGAUUGGAAGGUUUAGCAGGGGGAAAGGAGAGAAAUACAUCCUUGGGACCUAGAAAAAUCCCCGACGAAGGUGCGAAUACUGCAUGGGUCUGUGCAUUCUUUAAUAAAUUAGCAGACGCAUUUAAUGGAAAAGUACAAACCGACGAACAAAGUCCAUUCCGAACAUUAUUGACUGAUGACAGUUUUCAUAUUCCUUUUUUUAAAGAAGCCAUAUCCAUAUUAACUCGAAUGCGAUUUGUUGAUAAGAAGACGAAAAUCCUAGUAACUCGACAACCGCCAACCCUUCGGAAUUUAAUCUCAACAAUUCGAGGAUUCAUUCAUUUAUGGGAGAAAUUAAAAGGUUUAGGUUUUAAAAAUUUAAAAACUAAACACCUUAAUCAAGAUCCACUCGAGAAUUUUUUUUCGAGAAUUAGAGCUUGUGGAAAUUCCAAUAGAAAACCGACUUGCUAUCAGUUUAUAGGUUCAUUUAAAACAUUAGUAAUAAAUAAUAUGAGCAAAAGUCGUUCUGAUAGAGCCAAUUGCAUCGAUGAUGGAAGUAAUUUUGUUCUUUCCUGGCAAAAUUACUUUGGUCCCAUUGAUGUUGAACCUCAGACAAAUUCAACACGACCUGCUGUAAAUGUACCUAAGUCGAAACUGAAAGCAACUUAUUGUAAAACAGAUCCAAUUCCUGAAAAAAGUACAAUUUCAACGGCUACAGAUUUUGUUUUGAAACAAAUUUGCAAAAAAUUACCAUCUUUUGGGUCGUGUGAAGUAUGCAAGAUUGUUGUGGACAAACUUGCUUUUACUCCAUCAAACUCCCGAUUUGCUUCUCGAUCUUGUUUAGAGGAAAUUCACUCCGACUUAAAAUCAAUUCUUCGCAGAAUUUUGAGUUCAAUUUUACAUGAAAAAGGAAUUGUUGUUUUUCUUUUAGAUUUUUUAAAGAAGGAAGUUCGAACAGAGAUAUUUGAAUGUCAUGAACACAGAGAUCAAACAGUAGAAUUGUUUUUGACUCUUUGUAUUCAGCAAUAUAUAGCUUCCACCACAGCAUUCCUUGUUGCAAUUUUAAAAGGAAAAAUUGGUUUCAACUUGACUAAGAAUCCAAAUGCGAAUUUCCUUGUAAUAAAAGCAUUAGCUAAAUGGAAAUCCAUUAUAAAAAGUCAGCACACUUUCUCAACUCUGCAAAACUUCUAAUUUAACAGUGAGUGAAAAGCAUCGAGAAAGCAUUUGUAAAAAUGUUAGGCGAAUUUAAAAUGUGAAAAAUAGUAUUUUUUUAAAAACAGAGGAACAAAUAUUU
Molecule: messenger RNA, 2687 nt
Organism: Leptopilina heterotoma
Lineage: Eukaryota; Metazoa; Arthropoda; Insecta; Hymenoptera; Figitidae
Exons: 4
Coding region: 591-1274 (227 amino acids)
Source: RefSeq, a predicted model, not a curated record